UUAAAAAAAUAUUAUAUUAAAAAACAAUGUAUGUGUGAAAUAUCAUGUGCACAGUAAAGUUUCAUACAUUAUUCCUGAGAUUUCUUAUGACAAAUUCUCACCAGUCUUUAUGUGACGAAACGAUAACGAAAACAACAAAAACAAACAUUUUCAUGUUUGACAUGUGGCUUUAUUGUUAGAGCCGCGGCAGAACGGCAGGACAGGUAGAACAGGUGUGAGGUGUCAGGUUUCACUGUGGUCUGGUGGCUUGGAGGAGUCGAUCCCGACGGACUCAAAAACACACGAUUCCUUCCUUUUUUAACUGAAUCUCGAAAUAAUCUGCAAACUGGUAACGUUACGUGCAGCCAUGGCACCCAAAUAUGACGGCCUGUCUCACUGUAAGCUGGCCCUGGUGUUUGCUGUGCUGAUGGACCUGUUGGGUGUGACAUCCCUGCUGCUGGGGGUCUUUGCUCCACUGGAGAUCCAAGGCAGAGACUUUGGGGAUCUGCUGGUGUACUCAGGUGCCCUGCUGGUGCUGUUCUCCCUGGCAGGCUGGGUCAUGUGGUACAGUGGCAACAUUGAAGGCCUGACCUCCAGAAAGGAGCUGGGGGGAGCAGUUGAGGGAGCCGUUGACCGCCUCGCCCGCUCCCUCAGCCGAAGGAUACGGAUCCCAAGGACUCACAGCAGCCCAUCAUAGGAGGUGGAUACAAAGGAUUUCAACAACUACAUGAAGCUGUCUUUAACCAGGCGGCAGGCCAGACUGCCUGAGGCAAGGGCGUGGCAUAUUCUCUUAACAGCACUUCUCAUGUGGAGUUAACAAACACCCCAUUCACAUGGAGAAAAACUUUCACGGUCAUUUGUUUUUUUUUUUCCAUCAGGAAAAACAAGAUAGUUUGUUUCCUUUCUGCUCAACAGGCUGCAUGUGGACUUCACUCCGGAUUGAAAUGUAAUAGAACUACUAUGGAUUUCAACAUAAAAAGAUUAAAAAGAUCUAUCUGCUAUGUUAUUUUCGCGAUUGCCUCUGAAGUUAUACAUUCGUUGGUUGAUUUUACUGUCACCACGUGGAAUCAAACCUACCACAUUAACCAUUCAAGACAUGUUUUAUUGACAAUAAUCACGAUUGCACAAGGUCGAGUCAGAAUGAAUACUCAAGUCUUAACUGUUUGUCCAAGAAGAUUAGGAGGCGGCUAUGACAUCAACCUGUACUUAUAAACUUGUAAGUGCACAUAAAUACUGCAUAGGACACUUGAAAGAUGUUCUCUCCCCCAUUUUACAAAAGAUA
Molecule: messenger RNA, 1261 nt
Organism: Acanthopagrus latus (yellowfin seabream)
Lineage: Eukaryota; Metazoa; Chordata; Actinopteri; Spariformes; Sparidae
Product: transmembrane protein 238-like
Exons: 2
Coding region: 347-676 (109 amino acids)
Source: RefSeq, a predicted model, not a curated record